UGGGCUGUACACACACAAACACACAUCCACUGGAACCGGCGGAUGAACUUCAGCUGGCUAAUGGAUUAACGCACCAGACAGAUAUCAAAAACGCACAGCAUACUAUGAACUCCAGAUGUCAAUGUAUUGGAAGAAAACACCCACCCACCCACGAAGGAAUGACUCACAGUUUAAAGUAGUUGAAUAAGCAAGCGCCGGUGCGGACGGGGAGAUUCUGCGUGGGGUGUUUGACUUCUUUCGGGUACUUAAAAACUGUGGAUUUUAUGGGGAAGAGAAGUGUCGAGUUCGACCCGCCAAACGGACUGACAGUUGCUGCGCGAGGCGCUGGUGUCAGAUAUGGAUAGCGCGCGGGACACCUCUGGACGCUGGUGCGCAUCUUCAUAAAGUGCGACACUUCGAGACUGACGAGGCCUAAAACUUAAUUUGUCCUGAGUCAAAGUUGCUAACAAACGAAGGACGAACAGGACACAGUCGCUUCUUCCCAACCAACAAGCUCAUUUAGGGAGAAUAGUUUUGAGGGAAAGUACUUUAACAAGUCUUCACAGGAAGAAGUAGGAGAAGAUGCGUCAAGAGGUCGCGUGGAGAUUUCAGAUGCUGCUGGUGAUUUGGUCAACACUUCUCGUUAGUUUGGGGACAGGGUUUCCUACCAGACACAAGAAUGUUGGCCACAAGGCGCAUGGCCACAUGAUUCACAGCGGUGGGGUCCAAUAUGUCCCUGAGACUUUGGAGCAGCAGAACCAGGUCCAGAGUCUCUUGCCUGAGCCCCACAGCCACCAGAGGAGGUGGUCCCACCCGCAGCACCGCUCAGUUGGUGUUCUACCACAGCCUGAGCCUGAGGAAGAGACCAAACCCUUCAUCCUUGAUCUCAAGAACUUUCCAGACCUGGCCAAUGCUGACAUCAACUCGCAGAACCCCAACAUACAGGUAACCAUUGAGGUGGUGGACGACCCCCAGAUGGAGGUAGAGAUGGACCUGGCCAAGGAAAAAGACUGGUUGCCCUCCUCUUCCUCCUCCCCCUCUUCAACAGUAGAUUGGCUUGGAGGCAAGAAGCUUUUCUGGCCCCUUUUCUGGAGUUACACCGACGCCGAUUCCAGCGAGGACAGCAGCAGCCGGUCAGGCGUGGAGGAAACUGGCGAGGAAGAGGAGGAGGAAGAUUACUCCCUGGAUUACGGCAGCGAGGAGCCCUUACCCAGCGGAGUGGGGGGAGACUGGGAUACGCAUUGGAACGAAGGCUGGGAUCCAAUGCAGAGCUACUAUGAGAAGGAGACAGAUGAGUGGACACCAUGGUCUCCCUGUUCAGUGACAUGUGGACAUGGUGAGAGAAAGAGGACCAAGUCCUGUGGUUACUCCUGCACCCUGACAGAAGCCUCUAAGUGUGACCUGGAGCCUUGUCCUGGUGAUGUCAACACAGUUGUGGAGCCUUUCCCUUUUGAGAUGGAGAAUGGCACAGAGCCAUUUGGGACUGAUGUGGACAGCUGUGAGAAGUGGCUCAACUGUAAGAGUGAGUUCCUUCAAAGGUACCUCCACCAGGUCUUGUCUGAGCUGCCCAGCUGCCCCUGCUCAUACCCCUCUGAAGUGGCGUAUACUGUGGUCAGUGUCUACGAUGAGACUCACGGCCGGUUGUUCCGCUGGCGUGAUGCUAGUGGCGCCAAGGAGCGCCUAGACAUCUACAAACCAUCAGCGCGCAGCUGCAUCCGCUCAGCACUUUCGGGUGACUUAUCAACUCUCGCAGCGCAGCACUGUUGUUACGACGAUCGCGGGCGGCUGAUCACGCGGGGGAAAGGCGCAGGCACGCCUAACCUGAUCAGUACUGAGUUCUCACCUGAGCUGCACUUCAAAGUGGAUGUGCUGCCUUGGAUCCUGUGCAAGGGAGACUGGAGUCGCUUCCAUGCGGUGCGGCCACCCAAUAAUGGAUUGAGCUGCCCAGAAAACCCACAUGAAGACGUGUUCAUGAAUGAACUGGAAGAGGCCAGGGAGUACUGAGGGACCACAGCCAAAACUACCACUUCACUCAGAGAGUCAGAGGGCCCAAUCCUAAUUUGAGGGGCGACUGCUUUGAGAGGGGUCAUGAAAUCUCAUCUAAACCAUGCAUCAUGCAUUAAACAUGCAUUGACUGAGAAGAAAUGCACAUUUGUGAUUGGGAGAUUUGUGGGGUGAUUGUGAAGUGUGGCUGUCUCAAGUUAGGAUUUGGCACAGUGUCCUGAUAUCAGGCUUGACUGAACUGAACUGUUUUACAAGAAUGGAAAAAAAAAAAAAAAGCAGUGUUCUCCCAUCGCUUGCCAACCUGUUCCACAUCUGGCAUGACAUCAAGCUCUCUCUCUCUCAUUAUAUUCAGUACACUCUCCUGGGUGCGUGUAAGCAUGGUGUCUACCUACUGGCUUGUCUGAUGGUGUCCUGGAGUGCUUGUGAUUGAUAAUGGCGACAUAUGGUAAACAUCCUGACCAUGCUUCUUGUAGGUUUUACAUUAGGAAAUGUAUGAAUGUGGGCUGGUUAUGUUGAUGAAACAAACACAUGCAUGGGAGGAGUCGAACAGAUGAAUAUCCCAACUAUGCUGCUACAAUAUAAAAUCCUUCAGGUUUUACAAAGGUAUUAAGGGGAACAAGACAACAGGACAUCGGUAGACCCAAAAGAUGCCACAUGCAUUCACAGUAAUGUAUAUUUCAGCCAAUCUUUUGGGACACUAAAACUAGUAAUGUUUGGGAUCUCAACCAGAGAUGUAAGCUAAAAGGAUUUGAAACAAUCUGCUGUCAUUAAUCAAGCUUGCUAGUGAGAAUUAUGAGAUUAGCCCAUAAGCAGUAAUGGUACGGGAACAGCACAUUUGAUUUCAAAUGUUUUGUCACACAGAUUGAUUUCAUGUGUUUCCUCAUAUUUCCACAGCCAGGAAGAAAUAUGAUCUGGGUGCCAAAGAGUUAAAAAUCAGACUGUGGUGCCUGUGUAAAUCCAGCCUCCUGAGUCUCUAUGGUGCAAAUGUAGGAAAAAAAACUCUACAGUGAAUAGAUUAAGCUCAUAGAUGUGUCUCUACAACAUUCUCAGGGGGACUACUGACCAUGAUCAACAAAAUUGUUAAUUUACCUCGACAGUGGAGCACUAUUGGAACUAGUACAAAGUGUAAUGGGGUAAAGAUUAGUAUGAGGGUAUCGAAUGUGUAAUCCAGAUUGGAAUCGAUGAAUAGAUAAUGCUUUCAGAAAGCAACCCUUAUAACUGAAUAGUUGUUAAUGCAUUGUGUACGGAUGGAUGUCAUUGCUGUUUAAGCUGUUGGUUUAGGGUCUUUGGGUUUAUGUACAGAACUUGAUUGGAUAGAAAGGACAUUCCUACUCAAAUCAACAUUCCUGAGGGGUCAUGUAGUUGGAGCCUUUAUAUAGUGCAAAGGAUUGAAAAGACUGAUGUUUAACCAUUAGCAGAGUUUGUUUUAGCAUUGAAGCAGUAGUUGUGUUAAAUUUCUGCAACGCCCACAUUGGCAGUAAUCUACUAAGUAAUUUACUUAGAAAUACCUUUUAAACUCCAGGAAUUGCCCUUUCUAUCCAGUCUAAUAAUUGUAUGGAUGUUCGCUCCAAACCUUUUUUCAGGAAUUCUGCUUCCAGAUGUGUAAAUGCGAACACACAUUUACAUUUUGGAAUCACCGAUUUUAAAGGAAGGCACUUUAUUUAAGGUAUAUAUAUAUAUAUAUAUAUAUAUAUAUAUAUACAUAUAUAUACAAAAGAUAUAUCAAAAUGUACUCUUGUUUGCCAUUUGCUGAUGAUAGUGUUAUUGUGAAGGGAAACUCGUCAGAAAUGCUGCAUUGUUCUAUGAAAGUGCAUAUGUCAAGUGUUCUGUUGAGGAAGGCAUGAUCUUUUUGUGAUUUCUGAAUCUAGUAUCACAUAUAUGGUGUUGUACAGUAUUUAUUUGUCCGUUCUCUUUUUUUUAAAAGUUUGCUGAAGCUUUGAAAUGUCUCAUGCUCAACAUGGUGCACUAAUCGGACUGAGAAAUGACGGCACCCGUUAUCAAAAGGGAAACCACUUUCUUCAUAUCACUUCACUUCAUCAACAUCAAGUGUAUGUGUUUCAUUCUACUUUGUACUGCAGUGCUCUAUGAAUAUGUUGUUGCAAUUAUGCUGAAGAAAUAUAUAAAGACCUUGCAUUCAU
Micropterus dolomieu (smallmouth bass) is the source of this 4121-nucleotide messenger RNA. It is a transcript of the gene ism2b, whose product is annotated as isthmin 2b. The record is from RefSeq and is a predicted model, not a curated record. Lineage: Eukaryota; Metazoa; Chordata; Actinopteri; Centrarchiformes; Centrarchidae. The transcript has 6 exons. The coding region runs from base 562 to 1983 and encodes 473 amino acids.